Alternaria incomplexa is the source of this 2097-nucleotide messenger RNA. RefSeq lists its product as uncharacterized. The transcript has a single exon. NCBI's taxonomy places the organism in Eukaryota, Fungi, Ascomycota, Dothideomycetes, Pleosporales, Pleosporaceae. Gene Ontology annotation, molecular function: protein binding. The record is from RefSeq and is a predicted model, not a curated record. Gene Ontology annotation, biological process: SCF-dependent proteasomal ubiquitin-dependent protein catabolic process. Gene Ontology annotation, cellular component: SCF ubiquitin ligase complex. The coding region runs from base 1 to 2097 and encodes 698 amino acids.
AUGGAGCCUUUGUCCAUCGACUCGGUGGUUGUCGACCACAGCGAAAUGCGUCCCGCGCCAGGAACCCCGCCAUCAGACGCCAUCAUGAUUGAGCAGCCAAAGCUCAAGGGCAGACAGCGCCUUCUCAUGGGCUUACAACGGAUGGGCUCGUCCUCGAGUCUGGCGAACUUGGGUAGACCCCGCUCUCACAGUCUGAGAAGCGGUGGAAAGGCAUCCAUGUCUUGCGUCUCCCUCGCAUCGCCUGGCUCGCCGUACGGGAACUCGUUUGGCAGCUCCUACUCCUCCGAACUGUCGAAUGGCUUCUCUACAGCUCCUACCUCCGUCGCCAACAGCCCACCUGGCACGCCCUUCUGGGACGAAAGGACUCGUCUGCGGAUGAAAACACCAGAUAUUCCAUCCUCGGUGCCUCUUCCCUCCGCCCGACGACCAUACACUCGAGACGGCAUUGAAGCCGAAAACGAUUACUUCUCGCGACCCGUUCACAAGGUCCAGAAACGGGCAAACUUCAACUUCUGGAGUGAUAUGCCCACGGAGAUUCGCAUGCAGAUCCUGAGAUACCUCGAGCCAAAGGAGGUUGUGCGUUGUUCGCGCGUCUCCAAGUCAUGGCAUACAAUGUGCUUUGAUGGUCAACUGUGGAGCGAUCUCGACACGAGCAAGUUCUACCGCGACAUCUCUGCCAACGCUUUGGUCAACAUCAUCACAUCGGCAGGACCGUUCGUGAAAGAUCUGAAUCUCAGAGGCUGUGUGCAGCUGAGAGAACACUGGGGCAAGGAUGGCUUCAUUGAGUCCUGUCAGAACCUGGAGAACUUCUCGCUCCAGGGCUGCCGAAUCGACCGGACAUCUAUUCACUGCUUCUUGCUCCAGAACAGUCGCCUUGUCCAUGUCAACCUCUCGGGUCUUGCGGGAGCGACGAACGCCGCUAUGAAAAUCCUUGCUGCACAUUGCCCGAAAGUCGAAGUCUUGAACAUUUCAUGGUGCAACAACAUCGACAACCGAGGACUGAAGAAGGUUGUUGAGGGAUGCACGAAGCUGCGCGAUCUCAGGGCAGGUGAGGUGCGAGGUUGGGACGAUGUCGAGCUGAUGGUCGCACUUUUCAAGCGCAAUACUCUUGAAAGGCUCGACCUGAAGAACUGUGACAGUCUCAACGACGAAGCACUGGCUGCUUUGAUUGAGGGCGUGGACGAGGAGGUCGAUGUCCUUACCGAUCGCCCAAUCGUCCCACCGAGGAAUCUCAAGCACCUGAACCUUACGCGCUGCCGCAGCAUCACGGAUGCUGGCCUGAAGACAUUGGUACACAACGUCCCGUAUCUAGAAGGUCUUCAGGUAUCAAAAUGUGGUGGCUUGACCGACGAUGCCUUGACCAGCUUACUCCCCACCGUUCCCGUUCUCACCCAUCUAGACAUCGAAGAAAUCGACAACCUAACAAACGACGUCCUAAAGACUCUAUCCGAGUCCGCCUGCGCCCCCCACCUCCGCCACCUCUGCAUCUCGUACUGCGAAAACCUCGGCGACGUCGGCAUGCUCCCCGUCCUAAAAGCCUGCACCAGUCUCGCCUCCCUCGAAAUGGACAACACACGCAUCUCCGACCUCGUCCUCGCCGAAGCCGCCUCCGGCCUGCGCAACCGCAACCGCCUUGCCCGCGGCCUCACAAGCUCCGAACGCCCCGAAGUAGGCCUCCGCAUCGAAGCCUACGACUGCGCAAACGUAACCUGGACCGGCGUCCGCGAAGUCCUAUCAAGGAACGCAGAGAUCACAAGACCGAAUUCACGGUCCGCGAGUAAAGUCGCGACCUACCCAAGUGAAAUCAUCAAGUUGAAGUGCUUCCACAAUUGGCAGCCGACUGUUGAGGAGCAUACUAAACGUGUUCUGAGGGGUGACUUUGCGGCUGCGGCGAGGCUGGAGAGGAAGUGGGCGGAUUGGAUGAUGUUGAAUGAGGAGGCGGGGGUUGGUGGGGCGGGUGCGAGACGCAGGAGGAGAAGGGCGAGAGAGGCGCAGAUGAUGCAUGCGGAUGAGGAGGAGGCUGGGGCUGGGGCUACGGGUGGGGGCGGGAGGAGACGCCGCGCAAGAAGUGGCCCUGGCGGGUGUGCUGUUAUGUGA